This is a messenger RNA of Drosophila yakuba, 3195 nucleotides long. RefSeq names its product protein screw (gene scw). Gene Ontology annotation, biological process: BMP signaling pathway; SMAD protein signal transduction. Gene Ontology annotation, cellular component: extracellular region. Bases 302 to 1501 code for a protein of 399 amino acids. The record is from RefSeq and is a predicted model, not a curated record. Gene Ontology annotation, molecular function: growth factor activity; cytokine activity. NCBI's taxonomy places the organism in Eukaryota, Metazoa, Arthropoda, Insecta, Diptera, Drosophilidae. The transcript has a single exon.
GGAAGCCUAGAAAAGAGGGAACGAAUGAAGUUAGGCAAGUGAUAUUUAUAUUUAGGAUACAUUUUACAUUUAAUGCAACUCAAGUUCUACCUAAGAAUGCUUAUUGGAGAUUUACCUGUAAACAUAUCCCUAGAGCAGCUGCAAUAUCUUCUGCUCUUACCUGACUAAUGGGUUUAUAGUAGAACCUCCCUAAAGCUGUUGCCCACUGAUGCAAUUUACUACCUGUUUUUAUAUAUAAGCUACUGUUCCAUGACCACGGAAAUCAGUAUUAGUACGAGUCUCUCCAUGAAAACAACGCAAAAUGUUUAACGUGUUUUUAAUAACCAGCCUGCUUUAUGUUGCAAGUGGUACCUCUUAUGUGACCACCAAUAGUCACAUCGAGAUGCCAAUAUACCAAAAGCGUCCUUUAAGCGAGCAAAUGGAGAUGAUUGAUAUCCUGGAUUUGGGUGACCGUCCGAGAAGACAGGCGGAGCCUAACCUCCACAAUUCAGCCUCCAAAUUCCUUCUCGAAGUUUACAAUGAGAUCAGCGAGGACCAAGAGCCAAAAGAGGUCCUGCAUCAGCGCCACAAACGCUCGCUGGACGAUGACAUCCUUAUUUCAAACGAGGAUCGACAGGAGAUUGCCAGCUGCAACAGCAUCCUUACCUUUUCCAGCCGUAUAAAACCCGAGGAACCGGACAACGAGCUUGAUAUGCACAUUACUUUCAAUACCAACGAUGUGCCAGUGGAUUUGAGUUUGGUUCAGGCCAUGCUCAGGAUAUACAAGCAGCCAAGUCUGGUGGACAGAAGGGAGAACUUCACCGUGUCCGUGUAUCGAAAACUGGACAAUCGCCAGGACUUCUCGUAUCGCAUUCUGGGCUCUGUGAAUACAACGACCAGCCAACGUGGCUGGUUGGAAUUCAAUUUGACAGAAACUCUGAGGACUUGGUUACUCAAUAAGGGACUACAACGGCGAAAUGAGCUAAGGAUAUCAAUUGGCGACUCCCAACUGAGUUCAUUUGCAGCUGGAUUGGUGACUCCGCAGACCAGUCGCUCUGGCCUAGAGCCCUUUAUUGUCGGCUAUUUCAACGGCCCCGAGCUUUUGGUCAAAAUACAGAAACUUCGUUUCAAGAGAGAUCUAGAGAAGCGAAGGGCCGGUGGUUCUCCACCACCUCCUCCUCCACCCCCCGUGGAUCUGUACAGACCUCCACAGUCCUGCGAGCGUCUCAACUUCACCGUGGAUUUCAAAGAGCUGCAUAUGCACAACUGGGUUAUAGCGCCCAAAAAGUUUGAGGCUUAUUUCUGCGGCGGCGGUUGCAACUUCCCGCUGGGCACCAAAAUGAAUGCCACCAACCACGCCAUCGUCCAAACGCUGAUGCACCUGAAGCAGCCGCAUUUGCCCAAGCCUUGCUGUGUGCCCACAGUUUUGGGCGCCAUUACUAUUCUAAGGUAUCUGAAUGAGGACAUCAUCGACCUGACCAAAUACCAAAAGGCAGUGGCCAAGGAGUGUGGAUGUCAUUAGAUUUGUUUUUUUAUUUCGUUUGCGAUGUACAUAUUAAUUUUGUAAUAAGUUUAAUUAGGACAAAUAAAUCUUAAAAUUCUUGUAAAGCUAACAUAUUUCAGUGUUUAUAAUUGUAGUGAUGAAACACAUUAAAUCGUGCUUCUUUGCUCUCUUUCCCUAAACCGUGUUGGCAUAUUAGCUGAUUGAAAAUGCUUAGAACUAUUAAAGCCUUAGUGAAUAGCUACCAAUGCUUAAAUAAGUUACUAAAACUGACCAUAAAACUGAAGACACAAGUAGUUCCUAGAAUUCCUAUUUGAAUAUUGUGGCGUAAAAACUUUUUCGCUUAUUUAGCAAAGCCUUUACUUGUUACGCUCUUUUAUGACCUCCUUUCAUAAUGGACACCGAGGUUUAACCGUAACAGACUCGUAAGACCUUAGAUUUAUCAAUAAAUUUGAAAGUCGAAUGGUGUUUGCUUAUCUCACAUCACUUUGAUAGGCAACCCACAUUAUCCUUGCUCCAUAAAAAGGCCCUCAAUUUACCUUGCUUUUAUGCACGGAAUCCAUCCACUCGACUUUGGGAUGUGGAUGCCACGUUUGCCAUGAGAAGCAACACAUGGAAAAUUAACACUUUUUAUAUGAUUUUAAAAGCCAUAUACAUUUUACGACAGUCACCACCCCCCGAAGAUGUUGCAAUACCUCCAAUGAGAAAUUACACACCCGCACGCGUCUAUUAAACAACGAGGCUCGCUUUUCCGGCAUAUUACGCUAAUGUGGAUGACAAACAUACGGCGGAAAUGCCGGAGGAGUAUUUAUGAUGUUCAGUGGAGUGGGGGGAGGGGCCAUAAAAUGCCUUCACAUUGACAUUAUAUUUAUAUGACCAAUAAACAAUAAAGCGGGGCGCGAUGAGUAGACAAAAUGAAUUUUACGCAAACAAAAUCCACUUCCCUUCGGGGUUGUUUGGUGUCCAAAAAAUCCAGUGGCUUUUAAAAUCAACAGUUACGAAUAGGCAUAUUAGCCAUUGGCAUUUUAGAUCUGGCUAAAACCAUUAAUUCGUGGCCCAAAUGCGUAUGUUAUUGCGCUCUUUAAUUAACCAAUAACUAUGAUUUCACACGAUAAUUUCGAGAGUCAUAGUUGACAUCACAUGAUUUGUUUUACUCGGUUUAUAAUUUAUUUUGCAAAUUCAUUUCAUACUUUACAGUAAAUCAUAUUAGCAUUUUUAAUGAAGCAUGAGAGUUUCGUCAACGGCGUGUGAAUUUCUAAGCGUUUAAACUCCAAAGCAGAGUGUUACUGUUUCCGUAUGUAUGUGCGAAAUUAAUCAUAUUGAGUUCGAUAUUCAAUUUUCUCUCGCAUACAAUUAACGAACAACCUCAAUUCAAUAUGCACACGUACCCCCAUAAAGAGCGUGUUUGUGUGUAUUGUGUGGGUGAGCGAGUUUAAAAUCUGCAUGAAAUAUGACAAUUAAUUUGCGAAACAAGAGUUUUUCAUAUGCAAUAUUAUCGUUUAAUUAUUUAUUGCUGAAUUUUGUGCAUAUUCAAGCAGUAUUGAUCGCGCUUAAACGGAAAGCUUAAAUUACAAAAUUGUAUUUUCUUUUAAUAUGAUACUGGGCUUAAUAUUGUGGGGAAUCGCCUGAUCAAUCACCAUCGUUUGUUGCUCUUUAAAAGGACAUCGUUUUUAUGUUCCAACUCAUAGUCAUAUAGGAAUUCAAAAUAUAUUUUU